GCGAGGAUAGUAAAAAACUAGACGAUUUAUUAAAGGGGUUCGGCUAUCAAGCACCGGCCAAAACUAGCGACGAAGUAAAUCCGGAUUUUCAAAAAUUACCGCAUCCUUUUGACAAAAACAAAACAACUUAUUUCAGCGAUUUUAUCAAAACGAAAUUAGGAGACAAAACUUUCAAUGACACCAAUUUAACGCUAGCUGAUUUUAUUGCCGAAAGAAGUGACUAUGGUUCUCUUAUUAGUCAUUUAGGUUAUAGUCCCAUUACUUUUGACAAUACUAACUUAGA
This is a messenger RNA of Racocetra persica, 283 nucleotides long. NCBI's taxonomy places the organism in Eukaryota, Fungi, Glomeromycota, Glomeromycetes, Diversisporales, Gigasporaceae. The record is from the annotation of a GenBank genome assembly.